This is a messenger RNA of Chrysoperla carnea, 1813 nucleotides long. RefSeq names its product fatty acyl-CoA reductase wat-like. Gene Ontology annotation, molecular function: alcohol-forming very long-chain fatty acyl-CoA reductase (NADP+) activity. The transcript is spliced from 9 exons. Gene Ontology annotation, cellular component: peroxisome. NCBI's taxonomy places the organism in Eukaryota, Metazoa, Arthropoda, Insecta, Neuroptera, Chrysopidae. Gene Ontology annotation, biological process: long-chain fatty-acyl-CoA metabolic process. The record is from RefSeq and is a predicted model, not a curated record. The coding region runs from base 224 to 1786 and encodes 520 amino acids.
UAUAGAUAGCAUAGUAUCAGAAAUUGUUAUUGCAUAUAUUGUUUUAGUAAGCGCAAGACACGGAUUCGUUACAACUUUGCGGUUUACUAUAGUAUUGACAGUGAUUGUGUUCGGAUCAAGGUGUGAUUGAUGUGCAUUUGAUUUUUUUCCUACAUUGACUAUAAAACAUUAUAAUUAAAAUAAUAAAAAAUAAUUAUUUAAAAUUAAAUCAUUUUAUGUGAAAAUGGACGCAGAAUACUUGGACGAUUUUAACGAUAAUGCAGUGAAAGAUACAGAAGUACAACGAUUUUAUAGAGGUACAAAUGUAUUCAUAACUGGUGGAUCUGGUUUCAUAGGAAAUAUUCUGAUUGAAAAACUUUUACGAUCAUGCAAUAUCAACAAAAUAUAUUUGUUGCUUCGACCCAAAAGAGGGAAGGAUAUCAAUAAACGUUUGGAGGAUAUGUUUUCUGGGCCGGUUUUUGAAAAUAUUAAAAAGAAAGUAAAUUUACAUAAGAAAAUUCAGAUUGUUACUGGCGAUUGUGCUGAGAAAGAAUUAGGCUUAUCAGCAGAAGAUAAAGCACAAUUAAUUAAUAAUAUACACGUGAUUUUUCAUGGUGCAGCAACUGUUCGAUUUGAUGAAGGUCUCCGUCAAAGUACAAAUAUUAAUGUUCGUGGUACAAUAGAAAUUUUGAAAUUGGCUAAACAAAUGCCGAAUUUAAAGGCUGUAGUCCAUAUAUCAACUGCUUUCUCAAAUUGUAUACAUUCGACAAUGGUUGAACAGAUUUAUCCACCAGCAAUGCAUUAUAAAGAAUUAAUCGCCUUGGUGGAUGCGUUAAAAGAUGACCAGUUAGAUAAAAUUACUGACACAGUACUCGGUGAUUAUCCAAACACAUACAUUUUUACAAAGCAAAUAGCUGAGAGUGUUAUUGAAGAAUUUGCGAACGAUAUACCAAUUGCCAUUGUUCGGCCAUCUAUAGUGACGGGAUCAGCAAAAGAACCAAUUGUUGGCUGGAUAAAUAACAUGUAUGGGGUAACAGGAAUUAUCGCUGGUGCUGCUUUAGGAAUUUUGCGAACUUUGUAUUGCAAUCCUGAUAAUACAGCCGAUUUAGUACCCGUUGAUUACGUUGCAAAUUGUUCAAUAGUUGCUGCCUGGGAUGUUGAAAAAAGGAGGAAUAAUAUGAUCAAUAAUUCAGAAGAUAAUAAUGAGGAUGUAGUGCCUGUGUUCAACUAUGUGAGUGGGACUGACAACCGAAUUACGUGGCGUGAUGUAAUGAAGUUCACGGAAGAGGUUGGUCCAACUGUACCAAGCCCAAAAAUUAUAUGGCACUAUUGGUUUACUCUUAAUAAACAUCGGUCAUUGCACAUAAUCUAUACUUACUUAUUGCAUUAUUUACCAGCCAUAAUGAUUGAUUUUAUACGGCAACUUAUGGGCAAAAAACCUAUGAUGAUGAAAGUAUAUCAAAAAGUAGAAAAAUUCAGUAUGGUAUUACGUUAUUUCACAAUCAAACAAUUCGAAUUUACCAAUGACAAUACAAAAGAUCUAUUCAAAAAAUUAUCUAAAAAGGAUCAAGAUUUAUUUAAUUUUGAUAUAAUGUCCAAAUAUGAUUGGAGAGCUUAUUGGAAAGGAUAUAUUAUAGGUAUGCGAGUAUAUUUAGUGGGUGAUCCAAUGAGUACAAUACCCGAAGGUAGAAAGAAAGUAUUGAAAUUCAAAAUCAUUCAUUAUACACUCGUAUCAGCAGUACUAUGUUUUCUAGUAUUUAUCGCGUGGCAAUUGCUUUCUGUAACACAUUCUAUUUUAGUAAAAUAAAUAAUAAAUAUACAUAUAAUAUAAGAA